This is a messenger RNA of Clupea harengus (Atlantic herring), 4266 nucleotides long. RefSeq lists its product as uncharacterized. The record is from RefSeq and is a predicted model, not a curated record. Gene Ontology annotation, molecular function: DNA-binding transcription factor activity, RNA polymerase II-specific; RNA polymerase II cis-regulatory region sequence-specific DNA binding. Lineage: Eukaryota; Metazoa; Chordata; Actinopteri; Clupeiformes; Clupeidae. Gene Ontology annotation, biological process: regulation of DNA-templated transcription.
CAUUCCGCUUUAUUUGAAAUGACCUACUCAAGAGAAAAUGUAUUGCCCCACGAAGCGAACAGGUAUCGUUCAUGUACGUUUGGCCGGCGCUCUAGAGAUUUAUUAAAUGUGUCUUCGCAGAGUUGGGGCGACCUUAAAGGCCACCGUACUGUGGAUGACAUCACUGUUUACAACAAGGCUUUCAUUUUCUGUGUCGAGGUAAUUCUUGGUGCAAUAGCUAACUUGCUAGCUUCCCGUUAUCUUAACAGAAUAUGAUGUAUGCCGUUAUGAGCGACAAAUGAAACGACUCUCCGAAUUAUAUUCCCUGUUUCCUUGAUUUGAUGUGGAACAUUAACCUUUAAGACAUUAACCUCUACGUUAAGGCGAGCUUGCCAGGUAACUAACGUAGCUAGAGGUUGGUUAGCUAUCAUACUAUUGACCAUGAAGAAUGAAUAACCUUAUCUACUGUUAGCCCAUUAUCUAGGUAGAUUGAGCUUUGCCGGUACAUGUACAGUGUUUUUCUCUUUUUGUGAACUUAUUUAACGUUAAUUUUCUCUAGUGCUUGUAUUGAUGCGAGUCCAGUGCUUAAGCGGUCACUGAGACCUGUGCAGAGUGACUUAGGCCGUACAAUUCGUUUCUGAAGAUUUGACGUUAGGUAAGGUUAUGUGAUGACGGGGUAUUUAAGGAAUGGACUGGUUUGACGAGUCCUGUUUGUUUCCUUCUGGAUAUUAAUACCUACGUAUUCAGACUACACCUUCAGCGGAGUUACGGGUGAAAUUAGUCACUCCGUGUAAAAGUUAAAGUGUUCUCUUGCACAGAAAGAUAAAACAUGUCGGAAGCAGUCAUAAUCACUUUUCAGACUCAGUUGUCCAAUGUCUUGGAGACCAUCCUUAAAUCUGCUAUGUACGAGAUCACCAGGCUGGUAGAGGACAGCCUACUAGAGGAAGUGGGCCACGGAAAGCAAGAGGUGGAGGUGUUGCGGAGAAGACUGCAGCUGUCUGAGCUCAAACUCAAGGAGAGAGAAUGUGAAAAGAGCAGGAGAGGGAAAUGUACAGACUGUGGAAGGAGCGUCAUGCCUAAUGAUGAAUCACAACAUGGUGGAGAGGAAGGCCAUGUUAUGAAGCAGGAGGAUGGUCCACCUGGAAAAUGGAGCAGCUGUGGAAGGGAAGCCUCAGAGGCAGAACAUGAAAUCCUUUCAUCUGGCUCUGACAGGGAAUUCAAGGUCAUAGAAUUGGAUGUCGUCCAACCUGCUGACCUUGUGAAGAAAGAAGUUAUCACAGAUCCAUCAACGUCACAGGAUACUGAGCCGCGCAUAGUCCACAGCUUCUCAGGAGACCAUCAAAAAGCUCAGAGGGAGAGUUUCGGUGUUUUGAGUGACUGUCUGCUCUCUGAGCCAGUAACCAAGCAGCUAGAUAUGAAAAACCGUAAGAGUGGACAAAGUAAUCAGGAUGAAGGACCCUCCAGGAAUCACCCCAUUAGAACACAAACUGGACCAGAUUUCAAAUCAGACCAUACAAAACCUUCUUCUUCUCAGCACCAAUCAGCCAGCAGCCCACAGUCCUCCACAGAUUCCCUCAAUACCAGGCAUCAUACUGGGGCUACAGACUCUGUAUUAGUAAAGCAGGAGGUAGUAGUUGUUUAUCCACAAUGGAGAGAGGAGGACACACCCAGGGAGAAUGUGGUGCUAAGUCCUUCUAAAGUAAAUAGGUCAAGGGUGGACAUUGCACCCCAGACCUCCCCAAGCUGCCCCCAGGCAGAGGGGGUGAUGAAGAUUCCUCAGCCUCAACCCAUGGAACGCCAUGAGCCAGUCAGAAAACACAACCCAGCUCUAGCGCAGCCCAUUGGUGUGACAUCCUCAAACCUGGCCUCUGGGGACGUGGACAGAAAUGCUUCUUUUUACAAGAGCUCUGCCACAAGGCCCACCCAGCUUCAUCACCAUCAGAGAGUUUACACUGGUGGGAGAAGAAUUGGCUCCAUCCACUUGGGCAGGGGUUACGCACAGAUGGCGGGCAUCAAAACACACCUGAGCCACCAUGCUGCCAAAGCACCUCAUAGCUGCAACCAGUGUGGGAAAGGCUUCUCUCACCUGAGCCACCUGAGAGCGCACCAGCAGACCCAUACGGGCGAGAGGCCCUUCUGUUGUGCUCUGUGCGGCAGGAGCUUCACCAAACUGAGCAACCUGAAGGCGCACUGUAGGGUGCACACAGGGGAAAGGCCUUACAUUUGCUCAGACUGUGGGAAACGCUUCACCCAGAAGUGCAAUCUGAAGAGGCAUCAGAGAAUCCACACUGCUCAUCUAUGACAGUUUGGGCUUUAGCAGAGGUGGAAAGUUUAGACUCAGAAAGUAAAUGUCAUAUAUGUCAUAUCUCCCAUACGGGUCAUUCCAUGUGAAAUCAACAGAGGCCUCCUGACUACAACUCAGCUACCGACUUCAUAUUUUGUGCAUUUUCUAAUUAAAACUGCUCUUUCCAGUGGUAUGAUUGUUUUUAUGGCAGACUUUGUCAUACAUUGGGCAAUAUGGACUUUGAAAUAUAGUUAUGAAAUUAUAAUACAUUUAAAUUAUUUUCAGACAUGCACAUAGUUGCUAAGAAAGUUGCUAAGAAAGUAUAAUAUAUCAAAAUUUGAAAGAUAUAAUGUGGGUCAGUGUGAAGAGAUAACGGGCAAAAGUUGCUCCAAAGCAAGAAAUAUUUUUGUAUACAAUUUUCAGCAGGCCAUAACCUGGCAAAUAUGCAGCUGUGAACCAGCUAUUCUAGAGGUUAAAAGACCUCUAAUGGUGGAAAUGUAAUUUAAUUCAAAAGUUGUUUUUUAAAGCCUCCAUAUCUCAGAAACUAAAGAUACCAAAAGAAUCCAAAAUUGUUGGACAUUAGUUGUUGGGUAUAAUGACAUAAUUUACAUAAAGUAUGAAGCAAAUCAGAUAUGGUCAGUCUGGAAUUUUCUUCUAAAAUCUGUUGAUUUGACAUGGAAUUACCCCAACAUUAUUUACUACGAAAGCAGGUUUCUCUCAUUACCUCUACCUCUAUGUCUUGGGGAUGACUCCACAUGAAGUGUUGUUAUGCACUUUUGUUCAGAUAUUUGAUUUUGAUGUUAACUAUUCAAUCACGGUGGUAGUGGAUGAUGGAUGGAUGGAUGAAUAGUGAGUGUUGAAGCAAUAAAUAUUAAUAUUGAUUUUUAAGUAUUUAUAGUAUAUUUUAUGUUUGUUUAUGUUAUGUUACAUGAGCAGUAUUUUCACAUUGUAUUUGUUUUUCCUCAAUUGUUUUGUUACCCUCUGAAACAGUAUUUACUCUAUAAAACUGCAUAUGCAUUUCUCCAAAGAGUGUAUGACACAGCCCAGCACAAUAGUUCACCAGCAGAGUGACACUACACUGCAUUGUCCUUUCAGCAUGGUUAGACAGAUAUUGGCAGUAUGGCUGAAUGUGUUCUUCAUUCCUCAGUUGUUGUGUUAUGAUCUUUUCCCCAGGCACAAUUAUUGUAUCAUUAGCUGUAUACUAGUAGAUGCAGAAUUUUGAACAAUCACAUACUUCGGAGUAAGUUAGAAACAGAACUGCUUGCAAGAGAUUGGACAGCACUUUCAAUUAUAUGCAACUCGUUUAGAAACAUCCAUACUGUGGUCGCACAGCAAAGUACAGUAGAUGGAAAACCCAGAAAAGCUAUACUGUAUCAAAACUGUGAAACUCCCCUUGGUAACUGAAAUCAUUGGUUGUCCUGAUAAACAGUCAAACACACAUCACAAAAGGCACCAUGUAAAUGCAAUACAAUACAUGUACAAACAGAACAAACAAAGAACCAUCACAAUCCAUUUUGAUCAACAAGACUUCUGCACUUAACAAUUUAGCCAGUUGUAGACCGUACAACUUAACUUACUUUUUUGGACAUUAUCAUUCACCGUCUGAUGAAGCAGUAAGGGAAAAUGUAUGUAAUAGAUUUAAUUCAUUUGCAUUUUUAAAAAUGGUAGCCGGGAGUAUUUUCAAACAAUAGUAACAUUAUUACAGUAGUUGUAUUAUAAUGUCUUGUUCAUUGACAUUAAUGCCCUAGGUCGAAACAGUACCUAGUAUUUAGCAUCACUUCUCUUAUACCAAUAGCAAAGGACCAUUUUCUCUUUUUGAAGACAUGUCUUAGCUUUCAUUGUUGUCCUCACCUCCAUUACAUGACUCCACACUAUUCAUACCCAUUUGUGUAAUAGUAAUGAGCUAGUUUUUAUUUUAAACAAAAUGCUACAUAUUUGGAUAUCCCAUGACAAAACAAGGUGCAAUAUUUCUCAUUAAAUGUGCUGAAAUGGUUUUCUUUCUU